Molecule: messenger RNA, 836 nt
Organism: Paramecium pentaurelia
Lineage: Eukaryota; Ciliophora; Oligohymenophorea; Peniculida; Parameciidae
Source: the annotation of a GenBank genome assembly
AUGAAUGAUUAAUUCACAAUAUGUAAUAAAUGCAUGAAACAGAUUUCUUAGGCAAAUACAAUGAUGCAUUAACUCUAUUGCGAAAGAAAUACUUAAACAUGUGAAACGUGUGGAUAGUAAUUUGAUAUUACUUAGGAAGAGGAACAUAUUCAAAGUGUUCACUUACCUAAUACAUGCAAAUAUUGUUUUUAAUAUAUAAGUUAUACAUUUUAUGUGAUAUAUAGAGAAUUUUAAUAUUCAUACUUGUGCAUAAUAACCACAUAAUUGUGAAUAUUGUUAAAAACAAUAUUUGUUUAAUUAGAUUGAAGAACAUAAAAAAAAGUGUGGUCAAUUAUAGUAUAAAUGUAAAUACUGUGAGUAGAUGAUACUUAAUAAAAUGAAAGUUGAACAUACAAAGAAAUGUUAAAUUGCCAUAUUAGGACAUAUUGAAUUUAUUUGUAAAUAUUGUGGAGAAAGUUUGAUUUGUAUAAUUAUAGAUUAUAUAAUUAGCUAAUCAAUUAUUGAUAGAACAUGAAUCAAUUUGUUAGUUUAAACCUUUUGAAUGUCCUUAUUGUUACUUUUAUAUUGAAGAAAUAGAUAAGGAUGAACAUUUGUAUUAUUGUGGAAGUAGAACUGAUUAAUGUUCUUUUUGUAAAAUGAAAGUGAUUCUAUCUUAAAAAGUAGAGCAUCAAUUAGAUUGCAUUAGAAAAUGUCUUAUGGCAAAGUGUAAUAUAAAGAAACAAGAGAAUGUAGAUAAAGUAUAAUUAAGUAAAUAAUGCGAUGAAUUUGAAGAGGAUUAUGAAGCUUAUAUGUAAUAAGUUGAAGAUCAAGAUAAUGAAAACUAUUAAGAUUAAUGA